AUGCUGUCUUUGCUCGUGGCCUUUGUGAUUCUACAAGCAAUUCUUCCUCCAUGCAGAACUUCUACCCAGAACAAAGACGUUGCGCUUUGUAGCAAUGCCAGUGACCAAGUGGAGCUGCUCCAGAUGUUCGCUCCCAACGGCACCGUCCGAGCACACCAUGCAGAGAAGUUGGGGAUGUUGGGGAAGCACCACUCGUUGAAGACUGAAGAGACAUGCUGCUCUGCCGAGGAUGACGAGAAGCUUGCCUAUAUCCAAUCGGAACUGGACAGCAUGUACGUCUGGGACAUUGAGGAUGAGGUAGAGCAAGCCAUGGAAAUUUCAACAAGAGAGCUAGAAGAAGAGUACAACAAAGUUGUCUCGGGCGAAGUGACCUGCAAGACAUCCUGGACAGAUCGCCUGAAGACUGCUGGUUCGGCUGCCUUGAAGAUGGGAGCGCAGCAAGCAGUGAAAGCAGUCCCGUAUGUUGGUGGAGUCUUAAGCUCGGUCGUUAAAGCCUUUUGGCCAUCAAGUGACAACUCCUGUGACAUUUGGGAACUGAUGCUUGGUCAGGUCCAAGAGCUGAUUGAUGUGUCGAUCAUGAAGUCGGAGCUCAUUUCACGCUAUGCAGAUUUGUUGGCGGUCAAGAGGUUUUUGAACCGGUUUUCAUCGAGCAGGUCCAACAUAGACCGCGGAAACUUUCUCGGCAUUGCGUUGGCAAAGGUGGAAGAUGUCAUGGAACACUUGACCGUUUCCGAGAACCGUGCGCAGUUCAUUCCUUUGGCUGUUGUCGCAGCCACCCUGCAUUGCACAAUUCUGCGUGUGAGGGUCCUUGUUGGGAUGGAUCUCUACGGUGCGUGGGAUGCCUCAUGGAACGCUGAGCUCCAAGAGGCGGUGGCCUACUAUCAAGACGGUGGCCUACUAUCAAGACUAUUUCAACUAUGCCUAUAA
This is a messenger RNA of Durusdinium trenchii, 927 nucleotides long. The record is from the annotation of a GenBank genome assembly. NCBI's taxonomy places the organism in Eukaryota, Dinophyceae, Suessiales, Symbiodiniaceae.